Molecule: messenger RNA, 973 nt
Organism: Phaeodactylum tricornutum CCAP 1055/1
Lineage: Eukaryota; Bacillariophyta; Bacillariophyceae; Surirellales; Neidiaceae
Exons: 2
Coding region: 9-839 (276 amino acids)
Source: RefSeq, a predicted model, not a curated record
UCAAGACAAUGCCUUCUGAAUCCAUACUGAAAGAUGCUUUGACGGCUUACUUGCAACCACUGCUGAAAAAACACGAGGCCAAUACUCUGGUGGAAUUUGAGGAUCUGACGGCAUCAUGGAAGGCGGCCGAUGCUGUUCUAAAGCGUAGCUCUGCGGCUGAUGAUGCAGUGAAGCAGGUGUCCGACUUGCACAAGUCACAGUUGCAGGCCUAUCAGAAAGCAGCCAAAGAAGCACUUUCCUCGUGGGCGACCAACGAUUUUGUCCUACCGACACGACAGGCGAAAGAAGUCGCCGAUACCUACAGCUACCGCUGUGUCGAAGCUGCAACGGUGCAGCGCCCUCUUUGGAAGGUACCGGCAACUGCUUUGGAGAAUUGUCUUAUUAAAGUUGUUCAACACAGAGCCGCUGCUCAGACCGAGGAGACCGUGGAAGAAGGGGAAGAGUUGGACGAGGACACUGACACUAUUGAUGCGAAAGAGGAUGACGACGAAGUGGGCGAGGAGGAAGGAGAGGAAGAUGAAGAGGAGGAGGGUGAAGUAGAGGAAGACGAAAUGGGUGAAGACGACGGGGAGGCCAUCGUAGAAACACCAACAGGCGAAGAAAGCGACAAGGUGAACGAAGCAGCAAUGAAGGCUGCACUUACCAACAGAAAAAGGGUCCUUUUGGCGAAAAAGAAAGGUCAGGCAGACGGAAAGGCCAAGCAAGCACCGAAGAAGAAGAUUGUUUUGGCAAAGGUGGGCGCCAAUACUGCUAGUAGUGGGACUAAACAGGGUGCUCGUCGAAAAAAUGCGCCUCGGCGGGGCGGACGAAGUGGGGGUCGCGCCAAAGGUAACUCAUAAGUCGGUGGGAUGUUGUUGACGUCUAAGAGUACGCAAUAGUGUUUCAAUCAAGUAAUGGAAAGAUAACAAGACUCUCUACAAAUUAGGUCAGAAUGGCGUUGGUGGAAGCAUAACUUUGUUCGGAAUGACGAACG